GGGAAGCUUCAGAAGAAAUUUACAUUUUUCUUUGCAUUAUUAAGAAACAUUUUAAUUUACCAGAAUGAAUAUUUAUUAAUAUUAUGUACAGCAGACACCUGUUGUCCUGUUAACCACUGCACAUGUAAAUUUUCUGUAGAGCUGUUAAUCAUGUGAAAAAUGUCCUAAAACAUCUGUUUAGCUGUCUAGAAUUAUCUUUAUUUAAUAACAUUAAAUACUUGCUUUGUCCUGUUGAAUGCAGCUGACGUCAAAAACCCGACACAUGCUGGCAGAAACAUUUGUGCUUUAAUGUUUGUAUGUGAAUUUUUCUAACUGCAGUGAAUGUGCAGCUGCUGUCCUCUGUAGAGAAAAUGCACAAUGUUCAGAGGAGUCUCUCAAGUCUGCAGGUCAGAGACUCAACGAUGGAAAAGAUGGUCACACUGGUUUCCUGUUUGCUGCUGGUCGUUGGAGUGGUGUCGGCCCAGACAGUUCCGACUACGAGCAGCGAGCGGCUGCUGCCUCAGUGGGCGACCGGCAUCAUCGCUGUCGCUGGCUUCCUCUUCCUCUGCUUCUUCGUCUUGCUGUUGAAAAAGGCCUGGUUCGAGGACCCCAGCAGGAAGAGGAACAGUGCAGACAGAAUGAAAGAAACUGAGUUUGCUCUGAGCAGCAACUCUAAGAUAGAUGUCGACAGGCGUGACAGUGCAACUGUCUACGCGACUACCCUGGACUUCAGGAGCAAUGGUCGAAAUGCCUACGACAACCUGGCGAUUGACAUGGCUGAGGAAAAAAUUACCAACAUGUGACCACCCAGUACGAAUCCUACUUCGUCCCCCACCGUCCUCCAGGAAGACCAGACUGACACAAAACAAACACAAAAUCAUCUUUUAUAGAAAUUGUGUGUCUGUUUUGUUUCACCUGUCUUCUCCAGCUGGAGCAGUUUACUACAAGAAAUGUUUAUCUGUGACUGAUUUUUUCUUGUUUUUCCUGAAUCCUCACAUGCAUCGAAGUGACACGUAAUUUAACAGAAAACGUGAGAUUCUUUGAAUUUAGUAGCGAUUGUUACUGAAUCUGAUCGUCAACAUAUCUGUUACUGUAAUGCCUUGCUUAACUUAAUGUCUGACCCUUAACCUAUGAGCUGAUUAAUAAGUUAUCUUGACCAACAAACUCGCUGUGUCGGCUCUCAUUACUGAUGAAUGAAGCAAUGGCUUGUGGUUAAUAAUUAAACAUUAUGGCGGCAAAGUCUAAAUGGACGGAAGAAAAACAGCUAAAAGAAUGAAAGGCUGAGGAGGAAAGAAAGGCCUUCAAUUUAAUUUACAGAGUCCUAAAUGUUUUCUCUUGCUUGCUGUC
Stegastes partitus (bicolor damselfish) is the source of this 1326-nucleotide messenger RNA. It is a transcript of the gene pdzk1ip1, whose product is annotated as PDZK1 interacting protein 1. The record is from RefSeq and is a predicted model, not a curated record. The coding region runs from base 351 to 782 and encodes 143 amino acids. NCBI's taxonomy places the organism in Eukaryota, Metazoa, Chordata, Actinopteri, Pomacentridae. The transcript is spliced from 6 exons.